Molecule: messenger RNA, 555 nt
Organism: Umbelopsis ramanniana AG
Lineage: Eukaryota; Fungi; Mucoromycota; Umbelopsidomycetes; Umbelopsidales; Umbelopsidaceae
Exons: 1
Coding region: 8-433 (141 amino acids)
Source: RefSeq, a predicted model, not a curated record
GCCAAAAAUGCCUCUUCACCGAUUCUAUUACGCAAAGGGUCUUUUCUCUGCCCAGGACAAGCAAGAAAUUGCAGAACGUAUUACCAAGAUUUACACUGGCUACGACCUACCGGCCUUUUACGUCGAUGUCAUAUUCAUUGAAGUUUCUGAAGAUUCAAUUUUCAUCAGCGGUAAACCUGCACCCAAAUUUGUUCGCGUCGUCAGUCAGCAUCUGGCCAGAACCAUGGCCUCAUAUGAAGUCAAGCAGGCUGUACUGGAUCAGCUUGAGGCGGCGUUUGGCCCUUAUGUCAAGGACAGAGGAUUAGACUGGGAGAUCCAUAUCGAAGAGCACGAGAGAGAGUUGUGGCGUACCCAAGGUAUCAACCCACCCAUGCCCAACACUGAUGCUGAGAAGUUGUGGGUUAAAGAAAAUAGAGCCAUUCCAUUCGAGUAAUCAAAGGUCUUCCACGUUAUAGAGUACGAUCUGACAUAGUACUUUAUAACGCUUUACCCUACUAUUUCUCAAGUAUUUCUCACCUAUCUAACUUGGAAAAUAAAGUAACUUAUGAAUAACAC